GUUUAGACUUCGAUCAAGAAACGACAAAACCUCACAAUUUGAUUCGCUUAGAGGAGCAGUAGUGAAAUAUUCUUUGUGCAAUUUUGUUGGUUUUUAUUUUGAAGGGAGAUUGAUUUAGUUUUGUUAACUUUCAAGUUCGACAAAUUUAAUGCUUCAUUUGAAGCCUGGAGGCAGCUGUAAACCUACGUUAAUUAGUUCCACAAAAUAAAUUAUAUCGACCUAUAAGAGUUAAAUAUGUCAGCACCAAGAUGAGCGAAGAAGAAACAACAACUCAAAUCCAGGACAUAUCUACACCAAUAGAUGUAAACCAAAGUGAUGAAGCCGUAAAACCCUCUGAGAAAAUUUCGGAAGAUGAUCCCAUUGCAAAAACUGAGUCUUUAGAUCGAGAUCCAAGUCCUUCCCUGCAACUCGUAGACAAUGAAACUAAAAAUCUUGAAACAAGAACCGAGAAUUCUGCAUUUACCUCAUCUCCAGGAAUCACGGAGAUACCAGCAAGAAAUGCUGAAUCGAUUACUUCCGAAAAAGUCCUUGAAGAACCAGUUCUGUCAUCUGAUCCUAAUGACAGUCGGACGUCCAGUGACAAUACAAAUUCAUCAAAAAACAAAGAUGCAGAAAGUCCUCCAUGCGACACUGGCAGUAUAAAAGUUCCUAGGAAGGAGUUACAAUCAAUAAAAGCCGACUCAAAACCAACCCCCAAAAUUAAAGUACUCAUAAACUCCACAAACAAAUUGAUGGAGCCCGAAAAAGUUGCAGAGGAGAAAAAACGUUCAGCUGAGAGAUCUGAAAUUGAAGCUCCAAAACUUGAUGCUAAUUGCAAGGAGGAAUCCCAACAAGAAAUUAAAAGCUCCUCACCUGACGACACACACAACACCCAAUCAAGCGAGCAAUAUGCUGAAAAUGUAACCUACACCGAGGACGGUACGGCUAUCUAUGUCGAUCCUAAAACACAGCACAAAUAUAAAUGGAGUUUGGAAAAAAACGAUUGGAUUGCUUUCGAUGAACAAGAUUCAAAUCCCUCUGCCAUUGCCACUGCCACUGCAAGUGACAAUGAAAACAACAAAAAUUCUAAUCCCUACGAAAACGAACAUUACCGUUGGUGCAGUGAAAGCAAUCAAUGGAUUCCAAAGAAUACACAACAAAUGUCUAGUCUAACAGAAACCGAACACUAUCGCUGGGAUGCCCAAAAGAACGAAUGGAUUAUGAAAACCCAGGUACCGUCGCUGGACGAUGUUACCUAUGGUUACGAGGACGGAGUGCGAAUAUACACGGACAAAGAUGGAAUGGUAUUCUUUUGGGAUGACGAGAAAAAAGCAUGGUUUCCAAAAAUCGAUGAUGAUUUCUUGGCCAAAUACCAGAUGAGCUAUGGGUUUAUUGAUAAUACUUCAGCACCUGCAAUUGCAAAUGCAACUGCACCUGGAUCUGCAACAGAUGCUGGUGCUACUGGUGCAGCUGAAGAGGAGGAUAACAAAAUCGAUUUGGAAAAGAAAGCAGAACAAUUGAAAAAGAAUGAUGCUGCUGCAGGAGGUGUAAAAAGAAAAGCACCACCAGAACCACCAAAAUGGUUUGAAGUGGAUGCAACACAAAAUACGAAAGUUUAUGUGUCCAAUUUACCAUUGGACAUAACAAUGGAGGAGUUUUCAGAGAUUAUGUCCAAAUGUGGGAUGAUAAUGAAAGAUCCACAAACUCAAAAGCAAAAGCUUAAAUUGUACGCAGAACCCGAUGGACAACUAAAAGGAGAUGGAUUGUGUGAUUAUAUUAAGGUAGAAUCUGUGGAUUUAGCUUUGAAGCUGCUGGAUGAGAGCAUAGUUCGAGGAAACAAAAUCAAAGUUCAACGUGCUAAGUUCCAGAUGCGUGGAGAAUACAAUCCAUCGUUAAAGCCGAAACGGAAAAAGAAGGACAAAGAGAAGCUGAUCAAAAUGAAAGAAAAGCUGUUUGACUGGCGCCCAGAAAAAAUGAGAGGAGAACGCUCAAAGCACGAACGAACUGUCAUCAUCAAGAACUUAUUCACGCCGGAACUCUUCGACAAGGAAGUGCAAUUGAUAAUUGAGUAUCAGAAUGAUUUGAGAGAAGAAUGCUCGAAAUGUGGAACUGUUAGGAAAGUUGUGAUAUAUGAUAGACAUGCUGAAGGCGUUGCUCAAGUCAAUAUGGCUGAUCCUGAACAAGCUGAUUUGGUCAUUCAAAUGAUGAAUGGUCGCUUCUUUGGUCAACGAAAAUUGACAGCGGAAACAUGGGAUGGAAAAACAAAAUACAAGGUUGCGGAAACGGAAGAAGAAAUCCAAGCCCGAAUCAAUAAGUGGGAUAAGUACUUAGAAAAAGGUGAAGCUAAUGAAAAAGAUGAUGAUGACGAUGACGAAACAGAAGACGAUGAGAGCGCAAAUGAAUCAACUAAAAUUAAAACUGAUGAAAAGGAAAAAGUUGCACCUGUGGCAACAGCGUGAAAGAUUUUUAACGCGGAUCUGAGAUAGAAAAAUAAAGUGAUGAUAUUCUAUAAAAACGUUUU
Messenger RNA from Eupeodes corollae, 2500 nucleotides. RefSeq lists its product as uncharacterized. Gene Ontology annotation, biological process: mRNA splicing, via spliceosome. Lineage: Eukaryota; Metazoa; Arthropoda; Insecta; Diptera; Syrphidae. Bases 249 to 2438 code for a protein of 729 amino acids. The transcript has 7 exons. Gene Ontology annotation, cellular component: U2 snRNP; U2-type spliceosomal complex. Gene Ontology annotation, molecular function: RNA binding. The record is from RefSeq and is a predicted model, not a curated record.